Ascochyta rabiei is the source of this 2097-nucleotide messenger RNA. Its product is annotated as DNA-directed DNA polymerase. Gene Ontology annotation, biological process: double-strand break repair via nonhomologous end joining. The record is from RefSeq and is a predicted model, not a curated record. The transcript has a single exon. Gene Ontology annotation, molecular function: DNA-directed DNA polymerase activity; DNA binding. Lineage: Eukaryota; Fungi; Ascomycota; Dothideomycetes; Pleosporales; Didymellaceae. Bases 1 to 2097 code for a protein of 698 amino acids. Gene Ontology annotation, cellular component: nucleus.
AUGGAAGCAGCAUCACUCUCACCGACUUCUACCGUAUCGGCUCUUGGCCUCGAUCUGAGCAGCAUACCACCGAUUGCCAUCCUGUCUGCGCACUUGAAGGUCGAUGAGGAGACGAAACUGAAAGAAACCCUACGCCAAUUUGAGGCACCGUUGACUACAGAUGUAUCGAGAGCCCAGAUUUUCAUUGGAAAGGUGGCGACCAAGAGAAGGGCAGAGUUCGAACUUCGGUCUCGGAAGCUCACAGUCGAAGAGAGCGUCGCACAGAAACGGCCUGCCAGUCCGGUGAGGAGGCAUGGUUACGCGAACAAAAGACGAAAAAUCUCCGGAGGGUCCCUGAUGUUGGACGGGACGAAUGAUGAUGACUCUGCUACCGAGGACGAGGCCGUUGAUAAUUCCUUAAUCGAAGAUGAGGUGCCGACCAAGGAGCUCCAAGGGUCUAGACUAGACUCAGAUCCGGCACAGCCUCCGUCUCUCUUCGAAAAUGCUACCAAACAAGAUAUCGUCUGGGUGAUACGAAUAGGUUGGCUGGAGGACUGCGUGCGAGCUGGCCAUCUACUACCUCUCAAAGACAACCUUGUAUACACCGGUCGAGUUCGCGAACGUCCCAAGUCGGCAAACCAAAAGCCUAGAAAACUCGUUUCCUCGAAAUUAGCAAAAGAGGCACCUGUCUCGCAAACCUUACUGGCAACUCGUCCCAAGGACGAACGUGACCUUCUGGAUAGGGCAAAGGCAGAUGCAGCUGGAAGGCCUCAAAAGCCACACUAUGAAUCUCGUCGAGUAGGACCUGGCCAAGGCUCUCGUCGAUUCGAGGGGAAAAGUUAUGCGUCUACUAUGCAACCGAACAAACCGACUUUUGCUUCAGCAACUGCGCACUUACUGCAACAAACUACAAGUGAGUACGAGGGCGUCGACAGUGACAUACCUCAGCCACCGGAGUGGGUCAUAAAAGGUAUCAAGUAUUCAUGCCAACGCUUCACACCUGCGAAUGGACCCAACGAAGACUUUCUCGACCAACUGAAGAAGAUAAGAACAGCAAGGACCCUCAUUGAUGAUGAGAUUGGCGUUCGUGCGUAUUCCACCAUCAUCGCGUCUAUCGCGGCCUACCCCUACAAGCUUAGCCACCCCCGUGAGUUAGCGCAACUACCAGGAUGCGAUGAGAAGACAGCCGUUUUGUUUGUGGAAUGGAAGAAUACUGGCAGAAUCCAAGCGGUGGAAGACUACGAAAACGACAAAGUGAUGAAAGUCCUGCGUUCGUUCCAUGACAUUUGGGGCGUUGGGGCGAAGACUGCGCGCAACUUUUACUAUAACCACAAUUGGAGCGAGCUGGAUGAUAUCAUCGAGUUUGGGUGGAACGAUCUGGAUCGGGUGCAGCAGAUUGGCGUCAAGUACUACGAUGAGUUCUUAGACCCGAUUCCACGACCUGAGGUCGAGCAAAUUGCAGAUGUUGUUCGCGAGCAUGCUGUCAAGCUACGAGACGAACGUAUUACGGUGACUAUAGUCGGUGGCUAUCGACGCGGCAAACAGGCUUGCGGUGAUGUAGACAUGAUUGUCUCCCAUCCAGACCUAGAGGCCACUGCCGGCCUCGUGAGAGAAAUGGUCGACUCGUUGGAGUCGGAUGGAUGGAUCACGCACACAUUGACUAUGAGCCUGACCAACACCCUCAGAGGUCAGCACCCUCUUCCCUUCCGUUCCACCAAAGGGCGCGGCGUAGGUUUUGACACGCUCGACAAAGCGCUUGUCGUGUGGCAAGACCCCACCUGGCCAACGCGCGAGCAAGAUCUGGAGGAGAACCCGAAGGCGAAGAAUCCAAACAUCCAUCGCAGAGUGGACAUGAUCAUCGCCCCGUGGCGGACUGUUGGCUGUGCAGUCAUGGGCUGGAGCGGCGGCACCACGUUCCAGCGAGAUCUCAGGCGGUAUGCAAAGGCGGCCAGAGGGUGGAAGUUCGAUAGUAGCGGUAUUCGCAGUCGAACCAACGGCGAACCCGUACUGCUCGAGGGAGAGAGCGGUGUGGAGGGAACGCCAGAAGAUGCCGAGAAGAGGGUGUUUGAGGGUCUGGGGUUGGGAUACGUACCGCCUGAGUACAGAGCCACGCAGUAA